This is a messenger RNA of Pungitius pungitius (ninespine stickleback), 5397 nucleotides long. It is a transcript of the gene galnt3, whose product is annotated as UDP-N-acetyl-alpha-D-galactosamine:polypeptide N-acetylgalactosaminyltransferase 3 (GalNAc-T3). NCBI's taxonomy places the organism in Eukaryota, Metazoa, Chordata, Actinopteri, Perciformes, Gasterosteidae. Gene Ontology annotation, biological process: protein O-linked glycosylation. Gene Ontology annotation, molecular function: polypeptide N-acetylgalactosaminyltransferase activity. The record is from RefSeq and is a predicted model, not a curated record. Gene Ontology annotation, cellular component: Golgi apparatus. The coding region runs from base 621 to 2495 and encodes 624 amino acids. The transcript has 11 exons.
GUUAUUUGUAACCCAGCAACUGUCCCAGUGAGUGACCAGUUGAACAAAUCCUAUUAAUGGCACCAUUAUUGAAUCUGAGGAACUCGGUAGAGACCUCCGUCUGCAACAUCCCUGAAGUCAAACCGAGUGCAGAGCACUUUAGUUUUUCUUUAGCUUCAUCGCGAUAGUAUUUAAAACGAGGUUUCUCCGAGGAGAAAACAAAAACAAAACAAGGGUAAUCAAAUGCUUCUCUAGAUUCGAGAAUAACAAUCGCUAAAUGUAUUUAACGGAUGCCGUGUCGUGGUUCCUCAAACGCAUCCCAGGCAUGGAUUGUGACACGCAGAGGUUCUCUUUGCGCAGGCGCGCCAGCACGUCUCCUCCCUCUACCUGAGAAGAGCGCACCUGGAUCCAACGAGACGGAAGUUCUGUGAAAGCCGAUCUCAGAGCGACUCUGUUUGGGGUUUUUUUCCUCAGGGAAAGGUUUCUUCGGAGUACAAGCAACUAACAGAAGGUCUCCAGUCGAAGCAGGAUGCCAUUGGUUGACGUUUUCGAGAACAAUUCAAAAGUCUUUCCCAACUGAAGUCUAUUUUCAGCGUCUCGGGCCCAACGUCAGUCAGCAGCCUGCUCUCCAUCCGAGAAGAAUGAUCAGUCUGCGCAGGGUGCUCCGGAGGCGACUGCACCCGGUCAAACUGGCCGCAGUGGCUCUGGUCUUCGUCACGUUCGUGUUCCUCAUACAGUGGGAGGUUGGGAGCCAGAGCCAACAGGAGGACCCGUGGCUGAAGGAGAUGGCGGUGAAGCGGGAUGCCGUGCUGGGCAUGGUGAUGGGAGCCGUCAAUAACUUCAGGGACGUGAUUCCAAAGAUGCAGAUCAGAGCCCCCGUGCGCCAGCCGGACAGCGCGGACGGCGUGUCCUGUCUGCCGGGUCACUACACCGCCGCCGAGCUCAGGCCAGCUCUGGAGCGGCCGCCCCAGAGCCCCAGCGCCCCCGGAGCCGCCGGCAGAGCUUUCCACACGGAUACGCUGACCCCGGAGGAGCAGAAGGAGAAGGACCGCGGCGAAGAGAAGCACUGCUUCAACCUGUACGCCAGCGACCGCAUCUCCCUGAGCAGAGACCUCGGACCAGACACGAGACCCCCAGAAUGUAUCGAGCAGACCUUCAAGCGAUGCCCCGCCCUGCCGACCACCAGCGUUAUUAUUGUGUUCCACAAUGAGGGUUGGAGCACCCUGCUGAGGACCGUGUACAGUGUCCUCCACACCUCCCCGGCCAUUCUCCUCAAGGAGAUCAUCCUGGUGGACGACGCCAGUGUGGAUGAUGCGUUGAAGGACGGGCUGGAUGAGUACCUGAAGCAGCUGAACAUCGUUCGAGUGGUCCGCCAGCGAGAGCGAAGGGGACUCAUCACCGCCCGGUUGCUGGGCGCCUCCGUGGCCACCGGGGAAACCCUCACCUUCCUGGACGCCCACUGUGAAUGCUUUAAUGGAUGGCUGGAGCCCCUUCUGGCAAGGAUAGCGGAGAACUACACCGCAGUAGUGAGCCCCGAUAUAACCACUAUUGAUCUCAAUACUUUUGAGUUUACGAAACCGUCGCCGUACGGCCAGAACCACAACCGGGGCAACUUCGACUGGGCCUUGUCUUUUGGCUGGGAGAGUCUACCAGAUCACGAGAAACGAAGGAGGAAAGAUGAAACAUUCCCCAUUAAGACCCCCACGUUCGCUGGUGGCCUCUUCUCCAUCUCAAAAGAUUAUUUCUACCAUAUUGGAAGCUAUGAUGAAGAAAUGGAAAUCUGGGGUGGAGAGAAUAUUGAAAUGUCCUUUAGGGUCUGGCAGUGCGGGGGACAGCUGGAGAUCAUUCCCUGCUCUAUUGUGGGUCAUGUUUUCCGCACCAAGAGCCCCCACACCUUCCCCAAGGGCACCCAAGUAAUUGCUCGUAACCAGGUUCGACUGGCUGAGGUAUGGAUGGACGGCUUCAAGGAGAUUUUCUACCGUCGUAACCACCAGGCUGCGCAGAUGGCCAAAGAUAGGGCCUUCGGAGAGAUCUCCAAACGCCUGGACCUCCGUGCGCGGCUGCAGUGCAAGAGCUUCUCGUGGUAUUUGAAGAACGUUUAUCCAGAAGUCUUCAUGCCUGAUCUCAACCCACUCCGCUUUGGCUCAAUAAAAAAUGUCGGCAAAGACGCAUGCUUGGAUGUUGGAGAGAACAAUGAGGGUGGGAAACAGCUCAUCGUUUAUCCGUGUCACGGACUCGGAGGGAACCAGUAUUUUGAGUUCUCCACCCACCACGACAUAAGGCACAACAUACAGAAGGAGCUGUGUUUACACGGGGCAGAGGGGACCGUGAAGCUGGAGGAAUGCCAGUAUAAAGGCGGCAGCACAUCUGUGGGAGCGGCGCAGAAAUGGGAACUGAAGGAGAACCAGUUAUUCUACUUGCCAGAAUGGAACAUGUGUCUGAGUGCCAGCCAGAAGCACCCUUCUCUGGCCCUCUGCAACUCCACAGACCGACACCAGCUCUGGACCUUCGUCUGAGUGUGAAAGCUACACAGCCGCUCGACGCAGGUACACCCUGCUGUGUGGAGCUAACCUGCAGUGAGAUGACGGUUAGUAUUUAUUUUUAUAUGUAGAAGAACUGUACUGCUGCUGGGAAAUUUGGACUUUGGGAGAAAGCACAGUGUGCCACUGCUGGAGGAAAGCAUUGAACCGAUGCUCCAAAUCGGACUGGGAACUGAGAUUUCUGGAAAGGAUGAAGAUGCACAAGUGCCCUUUUGUUUUGUUUUUUCACUACUGCAAGUGUUUUCAGCCCACAUGUGCAGUAUUGGGUUUAUAAAGUUGACACUGCAGAUUUUCCAGUAAGACACACAAUAUCUAAAAAAACCUUUUAUUUUUUUUAUUUUUUGUAUGAAAUAUAAAUGGGGUUCAAGACAAAAAUCCCAAAUGUUAUGCACCAAAGAGACUGACAUGCGGGGUGAAUUGUCCCCUUUUUAUAAUACCUUUUAAGAUAAUGCAAAAACCUCAUUUGCAAUCAUCGGGUGCCUUAAAUGUGAUUUUAUACUGUGAGGAGGGAGUGCUGGCAAGGGGGGGCGCGAGAGGGUUCAUGCAGUUUCCUGUUGAUGUAGAAUAGAAGCUUCUACUUUUUUUCUUUUUUUAUCAAGGCAUUUUCAAAUCAGGAUCGAAGUGAAUAGACUGAUUUAAACUGGCUUUUGAUUAAGAAACCUUUGCAGGAAAAAGAUUUCAUAACGUCUUUACAAUUAGCUAUAAUCAAUGCAGUCUAAAAUAAUCACAGUUAGUCAUCCCUUCACCAAGGUGAUGCGAUUCUGUUAAAACAUUUUGAUGUGUUUCUAAUAUGCCCAACACAUUUAUAUUAUUGCGGUAAGAGUAAAGAAUACACCUACCUGUAGAAUUUAAGUUGAGACUCAAUUAGAAUGUAGUAGUUAGAUCAAGGUGUUCCUCAUAAGCUGUGCAAAAUGAUUGUAGACCUAUUUUUGGAGUUUGGACUUUCAUUAUGAGAGAGAGAGAGAGAGAGAGAGAGAGAGCUGCUCCUUUAACACAAAUAUACAAAGGAUUUGUACUUCAGGUGUUUAUUUCAAGGGCUCAUAACAAAACAUGUUGAUGAUUGAAAUUCAUUUUUAUUUGACCUAGAGUGCGUUACUAACAACUUACAUGUCAAACUUCACGAAUUACUUUCAAUAUGAAUUAUUCUUUUAAUUAGCGACAUUUUCUUUUAAAUUGUAUUCUUUGGUGUUCAUCACAUGGGAACUUUUAAUGUGACAUGAGUUCAACCAAGGAAUUCUAUCUGUUGAGCAAAGGUCUGAAACUCUUCCUCUACAUCUAACCCAGAGUCCACUAAUGAAUCUCUAGUGCAGGCACUGGUGUUCACAUGCUUGGUGUCUAUUUUUGUCUUGGUAUUUAGUCAUUUUUAGGUCAAUAAAUUGAGUUGGGUAGUACUGGAAGCUGAUUUUGUCUCAUUUCUCCCUGUGAUCUGCAGAGGGCGCUUUGCACCAAGAAAUAGCUCUCCUGAACAAUGCCUGGUAGUCAUUUUAAUCAAAUUUAUUUCAAAACCAUGUUAAAAAUGAAACAGAAAAUUAAACUUGCUCUAUCUACAGUUGGAAAACCAAACACAUUGAAAACAUUUUUACCAUUUUGUGCAAACGUUUGCAUUUUACAGAAUUAGAAAUAGAAAGGAAUAAAUUAGGCACAUGAAGCUUUUACAACUCACAACCAGCAUGUAACAAAAGACAAUUUCAAGAUAGUGAAGCAAUUUACUCAAUACAGACUUUAUAGUAAACCACAAUAAAUACACAUUUCAAUAUAUCAUUCAUAUUAAAUACUGGAAAAACAAAAAGCCAACACAGGAGUCUUAACUGGAUGCAGGGUCCAUGUAUCCAUACAUCUCACAAUGUACGCUUUGGCACAAUUGAUCUGUACUACCGGCUACGUUGAUGCCACUGAUUGCCUGAAAGCAGUCUGAAUAUUUCGUUUGUGCCACGCGGUAGCAUGAGAGGUCCCAGCUACUCGACAGUCAAACCAUAACCCUCAAAACUCUGGUAUCAGUCUUUCUAAUUAUAAAGUAUGGACCGAUAUUUGCAAGCUUGGAACGAAUAUCUGUAUUCAUGCAGGAACAGAGAGCUCGAGGGAAAGAACUUCAGCAGCAUACUUCACUAGUUCUAUUCGCUACAUUAUUGCAAAAAACCCCAGUUGUUGACUGCUUAAAGAUCUCAUAGAAGGUUGUUCAUAGAUUUUUGGUAAACAUUUUUCUCACAUCGGACUGUUAAGUCAAUGGCUCCUGAGAAUCCGGAGUCAUUGUGUAGCUGUUGGUUACUGAUAUGAAUAAUGUUUGAGUUUUGAUUGUCAACCUUGAACAUUUGCUUCCCCUGCAUGCAGAUUUUCAAACUAAUGGUGCUUUAGUUACAAUACCAAGUGCUGUGACAAUUAAGGAAGGGUCUUUCCACUUUAAUGAAGAUAUUUGCUUUUUAUACUUAUGGAAAUAUGUCAAAGUGCUACUUUUUAUUAAUAUCCCUGUUUCAAUGGAAAUCAAAGAAUUCAUCUGUAUUUGUAGAGGGACCUGCAAAUCAUGUUUUUUAAAGAGUAAACAGUGGAGACAAAAAAACAAGUGAGGGGACUUAUUCUUUUCUCCAUUUUAGUUAGAACCAAUUGCCACUGGACCCCCACACACAAGUCCAACAGGCUGUGGAUUGAUUUCUUGAUAUUUUGUGCUCUAGAUAUUGUAUUCCAAACAUCAAAAUAAGAAUUCAGGCUUUUCAUGCUUUAAAAAAAAAAACAGAAAAUAAUAUAGUGACAAAACAAUAGGUGAAAUGUACAUUAUGUACACAACACAUUUUCUAUAAAACAAUGCCUUUUCUUUUUUCCUAAAUGUCACUGAGAUUCCCAAAACAGCAUGCAUAUUGUUAUCAAAACAUUUACAUUAAGGAUA